UCCUUUUAGUUCCACAACACGCAUGUAACUGAGCUUUCUGACAACUUUUGGUGACAUGAGUGCAGACAACAGUGAAGGAAAUGUUUGUGUGCCUCUAAGAAACCUGCUGAACUCCAUCCAGUGUAUCAGAGACCGAGUCAGAGAUGGAGAGUCCAAUGAGUCGGACGGAGCGUUUAACCUCUCCAACUUCUGGGACACUCUGAACCAGGCAGUGAAGGCGGUGUCUCAGGAAGCCACGAAACUCAGCCUGGCCUUCUCCAAACCGCCGCUGCCAUCACAACAGGAUGGAGAGAAGUUGACGGAGUCCAUCAUGAAGAGCGUCCUGACUCUUUCUACAGUGUAUUACUGGCUACCUAAGAGCCAAGGUGUCAGUCUGCGUAGACAGGUCAGAGAUGCCACCGUCGAGGUUUUGGAGGGGGUCGCACAGCUGGUGGAGGUCAUACUGAGCACACCGCUGCAGAGUCUGACUCAGGAGCAACUGACAUCAACAGGAGGUGUGUGGUCAGCCUGCGACCAGUUCGAGCAGUUGCCACGAGAUAAUAAAGCAGCAGUGUUGGUAGUUCUGGCCGAGCAGAUCGGAGUCGUGAAGGACGCCAUAGAGGAAAUAGAACAGGCGUUAUCUGAGCCUCAGGAUCCGUUCAACGACAUCCUCGACGAUGACGAGGAUGGAGAGGAGCCUCGUGGCAACCAAGACACGUAUUGGUCGGAGAAGGACCGGCGCGUGAUUGGUCCGUGUCAGGGGCUGAUGAAGGCGUCGGCAGCGUGCCUCAGGAAGCUGACGUCGGCCGUCAGAGCGAACGGUGACGUCACAACGUCUCAAAAUGUGGCCCAGCUGGACGACCUGGCUGACAUCAGCAAGGAUAUUAGCCCUGGUGUUGAUGAUCUGGCGCUCUGUCUCUACCCGCCCAUGGACUACAGCGGAGUAGAGAGCAACGUGUCUAAAUUGGCAGUACUGUUAAAGAAAGUUCUGGGGAUCAUCCGGUCCAGUCACGUUUGUGGGGAAUCGGAGCUGACCUGGGUUCAGUUCUUAGAAGGAGCGGUCGAACACAACCUGCAGAAAGCCAAAGACCUUAUUCAGCAGGACAGCUAGUGUGUGUGUGUGUGUGUGUGUGUGUGUGUGUGUGUGUGUGUGUGUGUGUGUGUGUGUGUGUGUGUGUGUGUGUGUGUGUGUGUGUGUGUGUGUGUGUAUGUGUGUUAUUAAAAGUGUUUAUUUUGUGUGCUUUUAUGUGCCAGUGAAUGAAUGGUGAGUGUG
Scomber japonicus (chub mackerel) is the source of this 1252-nucleotide messenger RNA. RefSeq names its product cyclin D-type binding-protein 1 (gene ccndbp1). Gene Ontology annotation, cellular component: nucleus. Gene Ontology annotation, biological process: regulation of cell cycle. The record is from RefSeq and is a predicted model, not a curated record. The transcript has 11 exons. Lineage: Eukaryota; Metazoa; Chordata; Actinopteri; Scombriformes; Scombridae. The coding region runs from base 56 to 1090 and encodes 344 amino acids.